This is a messenger RNA of Erythranthe guttata (spotted monkey flower), 1163 nucleotides long. The record is from RefSeq and is a predicted model, not a curated record. NCBI's taxonomy places the organism in Eukaryota, Viridiplantae, Streptophyta, Magnoliopsida, Lamiales, Phrymaceae.
UUGUCACUGCACCGAGGAACUAUUUUCUCAGCACUUGGGACUGCUUCUUCUACACUAGUGUUUCAUUUGCUGGAGUGGGUUCAAAAAAAUAAAAAAUGCGAAAGAAGUCCUUCGUCAAAUUUUGAGUGGGAGAGUUCGAUAUGAUUUCAUAAGAGAUCAUCCCAUUAAUAAUGAUUCUCAUAAUACAUCAUGGCGAUCUCAAUCUACGUCGUUUAUCGAUGUAAGUGAAGUUCGUGGCUGGGACAUGGAUAAUAUGGAAACUAUUAUCGAGAAAUUGAUGUCUGUUGAUGGUAGUGAAAGAUUAAGCCUCCAAGUUGUGUCACUAAUUGGGGUAGGCGGAAUUGGAAAGACGACCCUUGCUCAAUUAACUUAUAACGAUGUUCGGGUUCAAGAAUACUUCGAAUUAAAAUUCUGGAUAUGUGUUUCACAUUCCAUUGAUACUGCAGAGAUUGCCAAAGGGAUCUUGAAGGGCGCGUGUCCACGAGGGGGGCAAUUGGAUUCCAUGCUAGAAUCCCUGAAAGAGAUGAUUUCAGAAAGAAAGUUUAUCCUAGUGUUGGAUAACGUAUGGGAGGUAAACCUUUCACAAUGGGAUACCCUGAAAAACAUUCUCAGAUUCGGUUGUCAUGGUAGUAAAAUUCUAUUGACAACACGGAAUAAAAGGGUCGCAAGAAUGCUAGAUUGUCUUCAAGAAGAUAUUCAAGAUAUAGGAGUGCUCCCGGAUGAAGAUUGUUGGCAAAUAUUGAGCAGCAUAGCAUUUUUUGGAAGGAGGGAACCUGAACGAGCGAAGCUAUGGGAUACUGGUAAGUGUAUUGCAAGUACGUGUGACGGCUUACCACUUGCGGCAAGGGUCUUGGGAAUCCUAUUGCGUUUUAAAAGUAGCUUGGAGGAGUGGAAGAAUGUGAUGACUAACGAAAUCUGGGAAUUGCACGACGCAGAAGUUGAUCUUUACCCACAUUUGUUUUAAGGCUAUAACGAAUUGUGUCCACCCCUUAGACACUGCUUUUCUUAUUGUGGCAUCUUUCCCAAGGAUUCUUACAUUAUGGUGGAUACUCUAAUACAAUGUUGUAUGGCCUUGGGUUAUCUGGGCUCAGACAAAGGUGAUGGUAGCAUGGAACUUAGAGGGAGAGAGUACUUCAAUAGUUUAACAAUGCUUUCGUUUUUUC